Molecule: messenger RNA, 764 nt
Organism: Plutella xylostella (diamondback moth)
Lineage: Eukaryota; Metazoa; Arthropoda; Insecta; Lepidoptera; Plutellidae
Gene: Cpr49Ae
Product: Cuticular protein 49Ae
Cellular component (GO): chitin-based extracellular matrix
Molecular function (GO): structural constituent of chitin-based larval cuticle
Source: RefSeq, a predicted model, not a curated record
CGAUUAUGUUCGCUCCAACACUCCGUCGCACGACACUAUAACAAGUGAUCAGUCGGGAUAACGUGCCACAAACGUACAUAGGACUCGAGAUGUGGGUGCUAGUGUUGACAGGCGUGGUGGCGCUGGCGGCGGCGGCGCCACAGAAGCCGGGCGGCGACCAGGUCGUGGCCAUCAUCAAACAGGACUUCGACCAACAAGUCGAUGGCUCCUACAGAUACAGCUUCGAAGCAGAGAACGGCAUCAAGGCCGAAGAGACGGGGACCCUGAAGAAGGCCAGUGGACCCGACGCGAGUGACGUCAUCAUCGCGCAGGGAGCCUACAGCUACACCGCCCCCGACGGCACUCAGAUCAGCCUCAACUACAUCGCUGAUGACGAGGGAGGGUUCAAGCCUGAGGGAGCGCAUCUACCGACCCCUCCCCCGAUCCCGCCCGCAAUACAGAAGGCUUUGGACUACCUAGCGACGCUCCCUCCGCCCAGGAACUAGAAUACUCACGACACACGACCCACCACCAGACUGACUGCCGCUACCCAGGACCUGCCCGAAGUAACACAACAUCGUCCAGUAAACAGCACCCCUACCUAGCCUCACUCCAUAUCAUGCUGUUUACACGGUGUCAAAUAAACUUUUGUACAAAAUACGCAACGAGAAAAUCAAAUAAAAAUGAAUGAACUGUGAUAGUGACGAUGAAGACGAAGAAAAUGUUUGUACAUUAUUUAUUAUUUAUUGUAAUAAAGCAAACCAGUGCGCCAAAGAUGCAUUGCA